Molecule: messenger RNA, 456 nt
Organism: Emiliania huxleyi CCMP1516
Lineage: Eukaryota; Haptophyta; Isochrysidales; Noelaerhabdaceae
Exons: 1
Coding region: 1-456 (151 amino acids)
Source: RefSeq, a predicted model, not a curated record
AUGUCCUCCUCGCGCCUCAUGCACGCAAUCGGUCUCCUUCACCGUUGGCGGCGCCGCGCAACGCUGACUCCGCCGGCCCAGCGGCUCUACCUGACUGGUGACGGUCAGGCGUUGGUUCUGCCCAAACAUGCAGCGAAGACUGCCCUCAUCGAAUGCUCGACUCCAUUCCGUCCAGAGGAGGCGCUCGCCAACCUGCGCGAGGAGCCGCCCACGCCUGGCGAGGUUCUUGGGAGACACAAAGCCGUUCGCAAACGCGCGCAGGAGCUGGCAAUGUGGUCGGGCGCCCUGAUCGGCAUCACGAUGCUCAGUCCCUUAAUCGGGGUACCUGCCGGAGGGGCCGUCGGUAGCAUCGCCCUCCACGCGAUGGUCAAGUUUCACGGGCGCCGAGCGGAGCGGCGGCUCGCGCGGCAUCUAGAUCAGUAUCACUCGGAGUACAGUAGCGAGAGGUCGCCGUGA